CAUUUAUAUGUAUUUUCAAUACUAUCUGAUAAAAAGAAAUGGCGGAAAAUCGUAAAGUAAAAACUUUCCUUUGGACUAUACCCAGAUCAUGCUCCACGGCAUUUUUAAGAGCAAUUGCAGAGAGGCAGGACACAAAGGUUAUUUUAAUCAAUAUAGAAUUUAACAUUCAUUUAGAUCUAGACUUAUUCCUCAGAUAAUAUUUGAACCAUAUUUGCCUUGCUACUACUAUUCGUCUGAGAGACAAAGUGAAAGGUAUAUUGAUAUUUAUCUAAUAUUUUAAAGUAUUCUUAUUUAGCAUAUAUACUUCAAAUAGCUGUGUAUAGUCUUUUAAUUGAAUGAUUACCUUAAGACUUUCAAAAACAAGCAAUAACUCUCAACCUCUGAAAUUUGACUCUAUGAUUAAAUAGGCCACUAUCGAUUUAAAAGAAACAACAUAGACAUGAAACUUUCAGUUUAUCAUCAAGUAUCAUUGCAGAUAUGAAGUGGAAGCACAUCAAGGUUAUACUUUCCAAGAAGGCAAGCAAGUAUGCGAAAAGGAAUACCCUGGUAACUUUCUAUUCUAUAUUAGAAAAUUAACUUUAAAUAAUAUCAAUAUAAUUUUAUCUGUAAAUUGGUCAAAAACAAGGACUAAUAUUAGCUAUAUUUUGUAUUAUCAUUUCCUUAAAAAAAGUCUUGUUAUCAACUCCACUCAGCAGCUGAAAUUUUCAUUGAACACAAAGCAAUAUAUUUUGUAAAUAAGAAAACCUUGAUAAUUGUUUACAAAAAAGAAAAGUCAAAAUUUCUUAUUUACUUUACAAUGCAUGCUGAAACUUUAGCCAACUUAUAUUAUAACCUCUUUCCGUCAGAAUUUAGCUAUUUCCUUGUUUUGGGCAAGCAAUACAUUUUCGCCAAAGAUGCUGCAUAUCAGCUAGGCGGAAGAUUUGAUGCUAUUCCAGAGGGAUUUCAGCACACAUUUCUCAUUAGAAAUCCAAGUAAAACCGUCAGAUCGCUGUACAAUAUAAUAUUGAAUGGAGAAGAGACUGGCUGGACUUAUUUCGACGCAUCAGAAGUCGGAUUUAAACAGUUGAUGGAACUUUUUAAACACGUUACUACAACUCUAUGCCAAGAAGCAAUAGUAAUCGAUGCUGAUGAUUUAUUCAAAAAUUCAGCCGGUAUAUUGAAAAAAUACUGUCAAAAGAUCGGAAUGGAAUAUAAAGAUAGUAUGAUUCAAUGGGACGACUCCUCCAAAAGUUUCCAACAGAAUUUUACCAAAAUGUGGCAUCCCUGGCUUAAAAAUGCUUUUACUACAAAGAAAUUCGAAGAUACGCUACAAGGAAAAAAGCAAGAUAAGGACAUGCCUGAAGUUUUUCAUGAAGCUAUUAAAGAAAGCAUGCAUAUAUAUUACGAAUUGUACAAGUACAAAUUGGAAGCAAACGCGUAG
Messenger RNA from Dimorphilus gyrociliatus, 1420 nucleotides. Lineage: Eukaryota; Metazoa; Annelida; Polychaeta; Dinophilidae. The record is from the annotation of a GenBank genome assembly.